Molecule: messenger RNA, 1250 nt
Organism: Rubroshorea leprosula
Lineage: Eukaryota; Viridiplantae; Streptophyta; Magnoliopsida; Malvales; Dipterocarpaceae
Source: the annotation of a GenBank genome assembly
GUACCAGUCAUACCGGCCGGUGUGAUAUGGUAUUUACUUCUUUGGUAGAGGGUAUUUUCAAGGAUCGCAUGGGUAAUUGGGUGUUGGGUUAUGCCAGGAAUGUUAGGUUUACUAAUAGUUUAGUUGUUGAGAUGUGGGCUAUCAAAGAUGGUAUGCAUAUUGCAAACCGGAGGGGAUUUAGAAGGGCUUUGCUGCAACAAUUUGAACAUGUGGAGAUAUCCCACGUCGUGAGGGAAGCAAACAUGAUUGUAGACCAACUUGCAAAAAUGGGAUUGUGCAAGAAUGAUAAAGAAAGCAAGAAUGAUGUAGAUGAUGGAAGAAAGAUAAAGUCUGAGAAUGGAGAUGUUGUCAAGUGUGAACCAGUAACUGAGGAAGGUGUUGUAGCCAGACAUUGUAGAUGCAUUGGAAGAUGCCUUAUAUUAGGUGACAACAUGAGCUUUCGAUCUGUUAACAAAAUGUUUUGGAUGGCAGCCCCACCAAUCCAAUGGAAAGCUGCUACCUUCGAGGGGGUUGAGGACUAUGAUAAUCUAACACCCUGCCUCGCCUCCUUAAAGAAAGGUGAUGUUAUUUUCCAUUUCAUUGAUCCAUUUCGCGGUGAAAAAUAUUUUAUUAGCCUCCCUAACAACCAAUCAAAAGAUACCAAGAUGUGCUACUCAAGGGAUGGUUGGUGUGUCAUGUUACAAGGAGAACGUCCCAUAUUCCUCUGGAAUCCUUUAGUAGAGGAGACCACUCCGCGUCCUGAUUUGCUUCCAGAUUUUCUUGUUGGAUGGAGAUAUGUUCUCGGCAGCAGUUUCUCAUCCUCAAAAGAUUGGGUUGUCUUGAUUCGUAAUGAUUAUCGAAUUCACUUCAUCUUUCUGGUGGAAGGUGAAUGGCAUAGUUUUCAAAUAGAUAAUGACUUGGGGCCUUGAAUGAGUUGGGUUACUGAUCCAAUAUUCUAUGAUGGGGGUUUCUACUUUUUCUGUAUGGAGGAAAUCUGGCCGUUGUUAAAUGUCAUGAAGAGGAUUCAUUUUUUGAAAUUCUCAACCAACUUAAAACACCUUGCUCUUCUGAUGAAAGUUUCUUGUUGGAAUGUGAUGGUGUGCUUUUGUCAGUGCUACGGGUUUCUUGGGAGAGUGGGUUAGAGUUUUCAAGCUGGACUUUUCUGAGAUGGCUUGGGUUGAAAUUGAAUGGAAAAAACACCAUUUUUGUUAGCCGCUUUUUAUGUUUCUCGAUGACAGCAUCAAGUCCGGGAAUGAAGAACAGAGUUUAUU